CGGAGACACGCGGGCGGCUGCUGCCGGCGGAGAGGGGGCGGGGGCAGCGCGAGCCUCACGCUCUCGGCGGCUCGCGAGACGCUGGUGCAGACGGGACGUUCUGCUGCUACUUUGUAUCCCUUUGCGGCGGUGAAUGUUCCAUUCCCCGAACCCUGCGACAGGUUCUGCUCCCCGCGUCCUUCCCAGAGCGAGACAGCCAAGGGCACGCGGGCCUUGCAGCAGCCCAGCCUUCCAGCGCCUCGGAGCCGGGGGGGGAGCGAGGGGAGCCGGCUGCCUUCACCUGGUGACCUGCCACGGAGCUGCUGGAGCAUCAGAAGUACUUGCAUCUGCUUGGGUCCUUUUAUCAUGACCUGUGAUCACAUGGCAAUUCAAAGAACACUUCCCCAAGAGACCCAGGAGGCAGGAGCACUGCCUUUGUGAAGUGAUUGGAUCACUCCCAGACGACCAGAACUCUUUUAAAAUAUUUUGGGUGGAUAAGAUGUGCCAUGGAAUGGUAGCACCAAAGAGCAACACAGCUUCACCACUUGCCUUGACUGGUCAUGGAUUAUUUCUUCCGUUAAUUAUCUUCAGUUCUUUCAUCUUGGAGGGACUGACCUCAGUUUGCCCCCGUCCGCCGGAGCCUGAGAAUGGAGGCUACAAAUGCCAUCCAACUCCUUGCAGUGACCCUCUGACAUCUGACAGCGUCAUAGAGUAUGUAUGUGAUGAAGGCUACAUGCUAAAGGGAGAUUACAAAUACUUGACGUGCAAAAAUGGAGAAUGGAAUCCAGCCAUGGAAAUUAGCUGUAGGCUAAGCCAAGAUAAAGAUUCGCCCCCGACAAUCGGGGUGCCCACCCUCUCCAUAGUGGCCUCCACAGCAAGUUCAGUAGCUCUGAUCCUUCUCUUAGUUGUACUGUUUGUUUUGCUGCAGCCAAAGCUGAAGUCUUUUCAUCACAGCAGACGUGAUCAAGGUGUAUCUGGGGAUCAGGUCUCCAUGAUGGUGGAUGGUGUCCAGGUGGCCUUGCCAUCCUAUGAAGAAGCAGUCUAUGGCAGUGCAGGCAACUGCAUUCCACCCUCAGAUUCACGGGUACAGAUUGUGCUGUCAGAGGGAGCUGGGCAGAGUGGAACAAGUGAGAUGCAGCAGCAGGACCAAGGGGCUCGGGACUGCUUUGUUGGAGAGGACGAGGCCCCAGGACGCUCUGGACUGUGUGAAGCCAGUGGCUCUCAACGCUCUGAAACUGUUCUUGUACACCAGGCCACCACCUCUUCCUGGGUAGCUGGCAUGGCAAGCAGUAGACCUGUGCACAAAGAUGCUCAAGACUCAGAAAGCAGUGACAUACAAAGCCUUUUAUCACUUACUUCUUCGGAGGAAUACACAGACGAUAUUCCAUUGUUGAAGGAAGCAUGAAGCCUACUGCACUUGUUUAGCCUUCUCCCUCUUGGUUUCCCCUCUUCUUCCUUGGGAUGCAAGCAUUUUGUGCAGCCUUCCUCACCUUCAUGAGCCGGGCCCUGGACACUUCCAAGCAGAGACCCUUCAGCAGAAGAUCCAAAGGAUUUUGCCAGGUUGUCUCCUCGAUGUGCCAUUCGGGUUGGUGCGGUGUCGGCCUUCCCAUUCCAUCUGCAUUAGGGGCUUGAGUAAUGUAAUGGAUUUGAGCUCCUCCCUCCUCUUCCCUCCCCGUGCCAGAUGUUUCACUGCAGCCUCUGGAGAGCUGCUAUUUACUUGUGCCUUUCUCCUUCUCACACCGGCUUGUUGCAGCUUCUCACAGGACUCGCUCGCUCUUCAGCAGCCCAGAGAGCAGGGACCAAGAACUGCUUGCUCAUUGGGUGCAGACAUAGUUUAUAUAAAGACCUUUCUUCCAGUAUCCUCUUGAUGACUAGGGCAGGACAGAACUCUCCAAGAGAGCUAAAUCUGGGCUUGGGAGAAGUCCCAAUAUGGGUAAUUUACACUAUCCAGCAGUGCUCAUAGUUUUUAAAAAUAAAGUGGUAUGUUCUGUAACUUAGAUGCAUAUUAACAAUUAGGCAUCACUGACUAUUGUAAAGGCAGAGAAGUCUGACAUCUUUUACAAGAUUUUUUUUCUUCCUCCCUUUCAUGCCUUCUUUGUUAUCCCCAUAUCUUCCCCACUAAAUACACCCUUGAUGUCACAGAGUAACAGUCUCUCUGCAAGAUUCCAUUCCAAAAAAUUCCACCGUCUCGUUCUUUCAUCGACCUCACAAUCCACUCGGUUUUUGUUUCCUGAAGUCUAGGGCUGUGUCUACUCUGAGAAAUGUCACCAGUUCCUUCCAGUGCUGGUCUAGCACAGGGGCAGCGGCUGGUGCUAAACUCAAGGAGAAUUUCUGCAACAGGCUAGUUGUAGACAAGACCUAGAAGCAAAAAAACAAUACAGUACAACCCUGAUUAUCUGAUCUCUAGUUAACCAAGCCUGUGUUUAACUGCAGGUUCGUCCUGUUCUGCUGACACACUGUGCCAUGAUCAUGGUCCAGUUUAUCCAAAGGCCUAUUCUUUUGCAGUUGUCGGGUUUCUGACACUUCUUUAAAAUAUCAGUUUUCCUGCAUAACUGCUUGGGUUUGCCUGCCACCAACAACUUUUAACUUGACAUGACUGUAAAAAUGGAAGAGUCAUUUAGAAACAUUGUCCCUUACUCCCUCAAUUUUCCAGGAAACUUAAGGGCUUUUUAAUGUGUUCUCUGGAUUCAUUGGCCCUUUUUUAUGUUUACAGUUUUGUCCGCAGAAAUAUUGUCAGCUAAUGCUGGGGUUUGUGGUUAACAUCCCCGAUUACCUGGCAGGAGAUACCAUAACGCAGGGUACUCAAAUACAGCAUUACACUUUCUAAAUGGUUGCAGCAUGUCUUCAUAACCUUAAAUGGAAGGGGUUGUACUGCUGUUUUAUCCUAAUGGGACCUCUCUGUGCAUUUAGAGCUGCUCCCACAUGUGGGCCUCUUCUUCACAGGGAGGGUAACAGUAUGUUUGCUAAAAUCCCUUCUGAAGAGUGGAGUUGACACAGUUUGGUUGCAUGGCCAUUAUGGAGACGACAGAGCAGUUUUUAAACAGUUACCUGGAGCAGGACCCUCCCUAAUCCAGAGCAUGAGUUUUAAUGACUCUCUUGACAGAACUGUCAGGUUGUCAACCAGCAGUUGCCUCAAAAGGAAGCGGUAAAUUUUGUAUUUGAAAUGGAGGGAACAAUGAGAUGUGGCUUUGCUCAGCAAGUUGUGACAUCUGGGUGAAUACUUCAGCCCCCCCUUCCUCUCCCCUUUAUAAUUGUACUCCCUACCCAGAGCAGUGAUUAUAUCAGAAUACUUAGUGUUAUAUAACAUUUUAAAAUGGAUUAUUGCUGCAGUAACUGAGGUUAGGCUCCAGCUGCAGUGGGCAGGGAUUGGC
Chelonoidis abingdonii (Abingdon island giant tortoise) is the source of this 3350-nucleotide messenger RNA. RefSeq names its product sushi domain containing 6 (gene SUSD6). The record is from RefSeq and is a predicted model, not a curated record. Gene Ontology annotation, biological process: DNA damage response. NCBI's taxonomy places the organism in Eukaryota, Metazoa, Chordata, Testudines, Testudinidae.